CUGUACGUACGCUCGUCUCCACACAUUAUAAAUGCGCACAGGAAAUCAACGUGUGGCAUCUGUUAUCUAGAUCUCAGUGUUGUGGUCGGGCGAGAUAGCACAGAGGCGUCCACUCGCAGCUUGUGUUCCCUUCGUAGACGGCCUAGAGAAACAGCAAGAGUCGGACGGCGGCGGCGCGGAAGCAGGGAUUCAUUAAGACAAGGCGAGAAAACUAAAAAAAGGAAUAUUCUGUCAAGGGAGCAGAAGAGCGCGAGGCCAGAGACGCAGAAUAAUAUACUCGGUCUGCAAUGUUGAGAUGGCUCUGUUGCUUGCGCGAGGACAACACGCAGUCCUGUUGGAGGGGGUGCUGCGCAAAGGCAACAUACCAAAAGUUUGAUGAGGAAGAAGAGAGAGCAGACAGAGGGGAAGGAGAAGCGAGAGAAGAGAAAGAAGAUAAAGAAGGAAAAGAGGAUAGAGAAAAUAAAGACGAGACAAAAGAGAGACAAAAGAGAGAGGAGAAAGAAGAGAAAGAGGAUAAAGAAAAUAAAGAAGAGACAGAAGAGAGAGAACAGAAAGAGGAGAAAGAAGGAGAAGAGAAAGAGGAGAGAGAAGCCGCCUCAGCCGCCUCUCACACAUUGGGGUCUUCGCUUGUCGAGACGCGUUCCUCGGAUUCCGCUGAUCGUCCAUCCGUUGACGAAGAGAGCGAGUCGCGCGGGUGCCCCGGUGCCCUCGAGUGCCAGCCCUCGGGCGGUGUUGACGCAGGCGAGGGAGGAGGAGGGGGAGGAGGAGGAGGCUUCUGGUGCUAUGCUUUCGAAGAUGAAGAACGUGGCUGCCUUGGGAAAUCAGGAACGCCACUGUCAGCAAGCAAAGUCAGAUCAGCCAGCGUGUUUUUCGAGGCCGGAGAUGAGGCCCGUGGAAAGCAGUGGAACGACCACCUGCACGCUCGCGAUUCCCAGGCCGACACAAGAGCGGACGACCGACAGUCCCGUCACGGUGGCGAUUUACUGAAACGAAAAACUUCGUACUGGGCAACGUUAGAUCAACAGAGCUCGUUCACUGACUCUGAAGACGACUCAAAAAGCCUGAACAAUGACGAAAUUUCAGGUCAGAAUCAAUCUGCAUGUCAUCAACCUGAUGUUCAGGAUCCAUAUGACGACUCAGACCACCAUAACCCUGAGUAUUGUGAUGUGUCCCAGAAUCGACAGUCGAUAAGUGAGGACGUCGAGUAUCAUCAAUCGCUGUGUGAUGUGCCUGAAUAUAAUCAGCGUUACGAAAUCAAACAAUUACAAUUUGUCGAAGAUUGCUUUUAUGACACAGGUAGUCACUAUUUGCAAAAUGACGGGGGCCUCUCGUAUCAAGAACUCUCAGUCGAAGAAAAAUUUGCAUAUCACCAAGCCCAUCUUGAGGGGGCUGAACACGAAACGCCGGAAUACGUUGACUCUGAGGACUGCACAGAUUAUAGCGAUCAUUUGCAUCGAUGUAGAUCCUCUAAUGCUGACACAAUAGGCCGACAGUAUGAUGAAUUCUGUGAAGAGCUAGAAGCCGAGAAUGACACUUCCAAAGAUCAGAAAUCAGAAUCCGGUGGCUCUGAGGACGUCGCAGAAUUCGGUGAUCACCAACGACGCCACAGUUUCUCGAAUGGCAGCACGAAACGCCGGCAGAACAAGGUCGAAUUCAGAGAUCAGCCGUUCUUUGCCGAAGAGUCUGGGGUUCAAACAUUUGAGUAUUGUGUCUCAAAAGGUGGUGAACCUUUACAUCAUGUUAAAGAAUCCAGUGAUGAAGAUUCUGAUGAAAUUUCUAGAAAUGAAACUGCUGCAUAUGAUGACUUCACAGACGACACAGAGGAUGAUGAAUAUUUUCAAAAUUGUUCCUUAUAUAUCAGCAGAACGAAACAAAAGGAGAAUGAUGACAAACUUAAAGCACAAACGUUCCAGCACAGUGAGAACAGAACUACAGUAAACCAGAGUCGGAAUACAAGGUCCCCUAAGAAUAGACUUAUCCUCAACUCGAAAAACAAGCAAAGAGGACAGACUGAGGGAUCUUUAGGCGACCGUGGAGCGCAGAAAAAUGCAGCAGAGAAGGCAGUUGGUCGCGUCCCUAAAGUUUUACUCACCAAGAGUGUGGAGGUGACAUCGGCUCGGCCGCACAAGAUUAUGUUCAAUACUGGGAUUCUGGAGGUGGAGAGCAACAGGAUCACAGGCAGCAAGGCUAAAGUUUUCUUCCAUAGGGACGCGCUCUACCUCAAUCAGAAGAAAGUUGAAGACGGGAAGCCCCUCUCGAGGCUUCUGAAGAAGCAGAAUCAACAGUGGGGCUGCGUGGCACGGGCCUUCCCCAUGAAGAACGGCGCCUGCAGGAAGAUCGCCGGCGUUGAAGUUCAGCUGAUAGCCAGCCUGGUGUGGGUGGGCGACAGACCUUCGCCGGCCGACGUCAGCAAAUUGUCCCAGGAAAGGAAGCAGAGCAGCCGGCAGCCUCGUGAAGCUGGAAAGCUGUCCCAGGAAAGGAAUCCCGGCCCCGAGUCGGAACAGAGCAGCCGGCAGCCUCCUCAAGCUGGAGGCACUUCGCAGGCGACAGAAGGAAAUGAUACUCUGAAGACAGCCUUGGCGGACAGUGCUUCUCCAAGAUACGGCAUGGUGCGAGGCAGAAUCAGCGGAGUCACAGCGUCACGCGCUGUGCUGCAGAUGCCCAACGGCGCUCACGCGAACUUCCGGACAGAUCAGUGCUUUCUGUACGGCGUGUGUCUGCAGGAGGUGCAACUGUCAGAAGUAAUACCUGAGGGAACGGAAGCUGAAUACGAGAUGUGCGAGGGCCUGAAGGACCUGAAGGGAGUGUGGGUGGGCGGCAACGCGCUCCUUGAACCCUCCGAGCUGUACGCCAGGCUGGAAGCUUGGUGCAAGGAGCACGCCGUUCCUCACAGGACGGCGGCCUCGCUGCUGUGCAUGGCGGGAUGGCUGCCAGACGACCUGAAACCUGCAAUUGACCUGCAGCCCUGGAAAGAAAUCAUCGAGGUGAGCGCCCCAGCCAUCCGUUGGAAAACCGUGGGCAAGCACAAGCAUUAAUAAGACAAUGUUCUGCGAAAUGGCCGCUGCGGUGGUUCUCAAGAGGAAUGGGGAAAUCAGACGCGGUCACUAGGCACUACUAAUUGAUUCCUUGAUGGCUGAGCACAUUUGGAGCCAUCUGUGUGCCACAAAAUUCACACACAAAAACUAAAUGCAGAGGACUGGGGCCGUGGACUGAAGUACAACCUGCACUGUUUUUCUUCUUUUUUUUUUACUUUAUGCAAAAGUAUACUCCCUAAGAAUCUAAGUACAGAAAAUAGAGAAUUACGUGAA
Messenger RNA from Penaeus monodon (black tiger shrimp), 3308 nucleotides. RefSeq lists its product as uncharacterized. The record is from RefSeq and is a predicted model, not a curated record. The transcript has 6 exons. The coding region runs from base 288 to 3035 and encodes 915 amino acids. Lineage: Eukaryota; Metazoa; Arthropoda; Malacostraca; Decapoda; Penaeidae.